Lucilia cuprina (Australian sheep blowfly) is the source of this 1295-nucleotide messenger RNA. It is a transcript of the gene Rsph1, whose product is annotated as flagellar radial spoke protein 1. NCBI's taxonomy places the organism in Eukaryota, Metazoa, Arthropoda, Insecta, Diptera, Calliphoridae. The transcript has 3 exons. The coding region runs from base 87 to 1142 and encodes 351 amino acids. The record is from RefSeq and is a predicted model, not a curated record.
AUAUAAUUUUUUAUUUAUUCAAUAAUCAAACUGAAAUUUUAAUAUAUUCCAACAAAUUAAUAGAAAUUUUAAUCCAAAACUUUAAGAUGAGUACCGCUAGUGAAAUAACUGAUGAGGAGAAAAGCUUUGUUGAGGAACAAGAAGAGAAAAUUAACAUUGGACUUUAUAUAGGUGGCCGCAAUAGUAAGAGUGAGCGCAAUGGACGAGGAUGGGCCAUCUUACCAAAUGGUGAUCAAUAUGAUGGACAAUAUCGUAAAGGUCAACGACAUGGCAUCGGUCUUUAUGUUUUCAAAGAUGGUUCCAGAUAUUUUGGUCAAUAUCGUUGUGGCAUACGUUCGGGUCGAGGAAUUUUUAUAUAUCCCGAUGGUAGUUAUUAUGAGGGUAACUGGCGUAAAAAUCUUAAACAUGGUAAAGGUCGUUAUAGUUAUGCUAAUGGUGAUUCCUAUUGUGGUAGUUGGUAUCGUGGCCAAAGGCACGGUGUAGGUAUUUAUACCAGUAAAUCUUUAUCAUCGAAUGCCUUUUAUGGUGCUGUAAGUUUUACCGGCACUUGGCGUCAGGGUGUACGUGUUGGUCCAUUUCAAUUGAAUUUUGGCAGCGAGGACAAGUAUACCACUUUACAUGGAACCUGGGAUAAUUUAUAUCCCCAAGGACCGUGUGUUUUUAGUUUUAAUAAUCGUUAUUUGCUUAUGGGUUAUUUUCAAACUCCAGGUCGUGAAGCUUGGUUAGCUUUACAGGCCAGGAAAAACAGAACAAGUCAGCUAAAUGAUUUUAUGGAAGAAACUGUUGCAGUGGAAGAGUCUGAUAACAAUGAACUGGAUAUAUGGCAGUAUGAGCCAUCUAUAUGGUGUGCCCAAGAUAUGUGUGCUUAUGAUAUGUCUUUACUGCCACAGGAACCGGUGCCUUUGCCUAUAUCGGAUUCUGAUAUUUCGGUGUGUUCGCUCUCAACGGAGGCUACAGAAAUUUCAAUUGAGAAGCCCUUCAUCUAUAAGGGAGAGGAAGAUGAGGAAAUAGCUACCGAAGAAGGCAACUUAGAAUGUGGACCCUGUGAGUGCUCAUCAAGUGGUGUGGAAUCAUAUAGCCAGGUGUGUCCUUCCUAUGGUAAUCCUUGCGCCAUUGAGAUUACUCCUCAAAAAAACUGUUAAAUUUGCAAACUAUUCAAGGGAUUCAUAUAUUUUGUGAAAAUUUGCACAUUUAAAACUCAAUUCUUUUAUUUAAAAAAAAAUUAUAUCAAAAUUUAUUUACGCAAUAAUAAUUUAGUCCUUUAACUAAAUAAAUAUCAACACAUACUUUAAAUA